This is a messenger RNA of Apodemus sylvaticus (European woodmouse), 1626 nucleotides long. It is a transcript of the gene Krt4, whose product is annotated as keratin 4. Gene Ontology annotation, cellular component: keratin filament. The record is from RefSeq and is a predicted model, not a curated record. Gene Ontology annotation, molecular function: structural constituent of skin epidermis. NCBI's taxonomy places the organism in Eukaryota, Metazoa, Chordata, Mammalia, Rodentia, Muridae. The transcript has 9 exons. Gene Ontology annotation, biological process: keratinization; intermediate filament organization. Bases 40 to 1626 code for a protein of 528 amino acids.
UCUGUUCUACGCCUGUUGCAGCUGCCUCCUCUCUCAGCCAUGAUCGCCAGACAGUCAAGCGUCCGUGGAGCUUCCAGGGGCUUUAGCAGUGGCUCAGCUAUUGCUGGUGGAGCCAAGCGGGUGGCCUUCAGCUCAGCCUCCAUGUCUGGGGGUGCAGGGCGCUGCUCCUCUGGGGGCUUUGGCAGCAGGAGUCUUUACAACCUCGGGGGCCACAAGAGUAUCUCCAUGAGCGUGGCUGGGUCCUGCCAAGGAGGUGGCUAUGGGGGUGCCGGAGGCUUCGGUGUUGGAGGAUAUGGUGCUGGGUUUGGUGCCGGUGGUUUUGGCGGUGGCUUUGGAGGCUCCUUCAAUGGUCGUGGCGGUCCUGGCUUCUCCGUCUGUCCUGCUGGAGGUAUUCAGGAAGUCACCAUCAACCAGAGCCUGCUGACACCUCUUCAGAUGGAGAUUGACCCAGAGAUCCAGAAAAUCCGCACGGAGGAACGUGAGCAGAUCAAGACCCUCAACAACAAAUUUGCUUCCUUCAUUGACAAGGUGAGGUUUUUGGAGCAACAGAACAAGGUCCUGGAGACCAAAUGGAACCUCCUCCAGCAGCAGACAACUGUAACAUCCCCCAGAAACCUGGACCCUUUCUUUGAGACUUACAUCAACGCCUUGAGGAAGAACCUGGACACUCUGAGCAAUGACAAAGGUCGCCUACAGUCAGAGCUGAAGAUCAUGCAGGACAGUGUGGAGGACUUCAAGACCAAGUACGAAGAAGAGAUCAACAAGCGUACAGCUGCAGAGAAUGACUUUGUGGUCCUCAAGAAAGAUGUGGAUGCUGCCUACAUGAUCAAGGUGGAGUUAGAGGCCAAGAUGGAAAGUCUUAAGGAUGAGAUCAACUUCACCAGAGUCCUCUAUGAAGCGGAGCUGUCUCAGAUGCAGACACAUGUCUCAGACACAUCUGUGGUGCUGUCCAUGGACAACAACCGGAACCUGGACCUGGACGGCAUCAUCGCGGAGGUCCGAGCUCAGUAUGAGGAGAUUGCUCGGAAGAGCAAGGCUGAGGUUGAGUCCUGGUACCAGAUCAAGGUCCAGCAGCUCCAGAUGUCAGCUGACCAACAUGGAGAUAGCCUGAAGAACACCAAGAAUGAGAUUUCAGAACUCAACAGGAUGAUCCAGAGGCUGCGGGCAGAGAUUGAGAACAUCAAGAAGCAGUGCCAGACUCUGCAAGCAUCUGUGGCUGAUGCAGAGCAGCGUGGAGAGCUGGCCCUCAAAGAUGCCUACAGCAAGCGCACUGACCUGGAGGCUGCACUGCAGAAGGCCAAGGAGGACCUGGCCCGGCUGCUGCGGGACUACCAGGAGCUGAUGAACGUCAAGCUGGCCCUGGACGUGGAGAUCGCCACCUACCGCAAGCUGCUGGAGGGCGAGGAGUGCAGGAUGUCUGGAGAAUGCAAGAGUGCUGUGAGCAUCUCUGGUAUUGGCGGCAGUGUUGGCAUCGGUGGCAGUGCUGGCAUCGGCCUUGGCCUGGGUAGCAGUUUUGGCUCUGGUUCUGGUUCUGGAAGUGGCUUUGGAUUUGGUGGUGGUGUUUAUGGCAGUUCUGGUUCCAAGAUCACCUCUUCCGCCACCAUCACCAAGAAGUCCCCACGAUAG